AUGAAGAAUUACUUAAGUGUUUUCUUUCUCACUGUGGCACUGAUCCAAACUCAAGCACAGGAUCGUCCCUCCAGUAUAGCGGAAUAUAUUAACAUACUUCGCUAUCAGAACACAGGGUGUAUAGGAACCAACAAUUUGGAGGGAGUGUGCCUCUUUUCUGGAGACUGUGAUAAUAAGCGAGGCGCGAAUAUUGGAGGCUGUGCUAAUGGAUAUGGUAUCUGUUGUCUAGAGAAAUUUACGUGUGGAGGAUCCACGUCUAAAAACGAGACUGUAUUCGUGAACCCAAACUACCCGUUUCAUGGUGAAAACGGAACUAACACCUGUCAAGUGACCGUUGAAAAGGAUGAAGAUAUUUGUCAACUACGACUAGAUUUGAUUGAAUUCAACCUCGCACAGCCAGACAAGAACGGUCAGUGUACAACAGACUCGUUCAUGGUUAGGUCCACAGUUGGAGAAAGAACUAUGAUAUUGUGCGGAGAUAACGGUGGACAACACAUGUAUAUUGACAUGGGAAGAGAAUCGGGAAAUCCAGUGGUUCUAAGUGUUGUUAGCAACGGAAACAAAAUGACAAGAAGAUGGAAGAUAAAGAUUAGCAAGAUCAAAUGCCAAAGUUUGGAUAUGGCUCCUACCGGCUGCUUGCAGUACUACCGCAGUUCGAGUGAGCUGGUACGGAGCUUUAACUGGGGGCCGCCAACUAAAGGGAACGUGCGAUACUUGAGCAAUCUGCGCUACUCCGUCUGUAUUCGUGUAGAAGAGAACUUUUGCUCCAUCAAGUGGGAGACACAACCCUCAGACAGCUUCUCGUGGGGCAGCCCGUUCAAUGGAGGGGCAGAAGGACGUCAGUGUAAUGACGACGAUUUCAUUGAGAUCUACCAAGGCUCGACUACAGGUCUCGUAGUUGGAGAAGACCGCUUCUGUGGCACAAGGUUGUUAAGCAAGAACGUUAUCAUCUCUCAAGUUAAACCAUUUAUCCUACGAGUAAAAAGCAAUGGAAACGCAACUCUGAAUUCUAGGAACUCUCAAACUGGAUUUUCGUUACGUUAUACACAACUUCCGUGUAUGUUUUGAUGAUAUCAUCGUACAACUUGAUCCUUUUAAAUACCGCGUGAAGCUCUCGCCUUGGUGUAGAAAAAAGCCAGAUACUUG
Limulus polyphemus (Atlantic horseshoe crab) is the source of this 1146-nucleotide messenger RNA. RefSeq lists its product as uncharacterized. The transcript has 7 exons. Lineage: Eukaryota; Metazoa; Arthropoda; Merostomata; Xiphosura; Limulidae. Bases 1 to 1068 code for a protein of 355 amino acids. The record is from RefSeq and is a predicted model, not a curated record.